Balearica regulorum gibbericeps (East African grey crowned-crane) is the source of this 558-nucleotide messenger RNA. NCBI's taxonomy places the organism in Eukaryota, Metazoa, Chordata, Aves, Gruiformes, Gruidae. The record is from RefSeq and is a predicted model, not a curated record.
AUGACUACCCCAAACAAGACACCACCUGGUGCUGAUCCAAAGCAGUUAGAGAGGACUGGUACUGUUAGAGAAAUAGGCUCACAAGCAGUUUGGUCUCUUUCAUCCUGUAAGCCAGGAUUUGGAGUGGAUCAGUUACGAGAUGAUAAUCUAGAAACUUACUGGCAGUCAGAUGGAUCUCAGCCUCAUUUGGUGAACAUUCAAUUUAGAAGAAAAACAACAGUGAAGACGUUAUGUAUUUAUGCAGACUACAAAUCUGAUGAAAGUUAUACUCCGAGCAAAAUCUCUGUCAGAGUAGGAAAUAAUUUUCAUAAUCUCCAGGAAAUCCGGCAACUUGAACUAGUGGAACCAAGCGGCUGGAUUCAUGUUCCUUUAACAGAUACUCAUAAGAAGCCUAUUCGCACCUUUAUGAUUCAGAUUGCUGUUCUAGCUAAUCACCAAAAUGGAAGAGACACUCACAUGAGACAAAUUAAAGUGUACACCCCGGUGGAAGAGAGCUCUAUUGGUAAAUUUCCUAGAUGUACAACAAUUGAUUUCAUGAUGUAUCGCUCCAUAAGAUAA